This is a messenger RNA of Mytilinidion resinicola, 1487 nucleotides long. RefSeq names its product kinase domain-containing protein. NCBI's taxonomy places the organism in Eukaryota, Fungi, Ascomycota, Dothideomycetes, Mytilinidiales, Mytilinidiaceae. The transcript is spliced from 2 exons. The record is from RefSeq and is a predicted model, not a curated record. The coding region runs from base 70 to 1311 and encodes 413 amino acids. Gene Ontology annotation, biological process: regulation of mRNA processing; spliceosomal complex assembly; protein phosphorylation. Gene Ontology annotation, molecular function: ATP binding; protein kinase activity.
CCGUGAAAACCCAUUCGCGUAAUCUCCAAUCUUCAAGUCCUCAGCUUCGAUUGUUUUCAUACAGCCCUUAUGUCUCCACGUACCUACGCGCCGUCCCCUUCCACAUUCGCGGAAGACCCAGAUCGAUACCGUGAAAACGGCCUUCACCCCCUCACUAUUGGGGAGACUCUCAAACAUGGUAGAUAUCGAAUUGUCCAUAAACUAGGCUCCGGAAGCUUCGCUACUGUCUGGCUUGGCAGGGACACGUUAGAGAACAAGUAUGUCUCUCUGAAGAUCUUGUCUGCCGAUACGCCUCUUGAGUGUAAAGAGUUACGCAUCUUACAAGAUAUUACGGAGUCUACAGUGGCCCACAAAGGGCGAGAGUUUGUUGUUCAGCUUCUUGACCAUUUCAUCAUUCAAGGCCCGAACGGCAAGCACUGGUGCCUUGUAACCGCAGUAGCCGGAGAGCGUUUGGCAAGAAAGCCCGGCCUACCUUACAAUUCCUUGGAAUGGCCUCGCAUCAUUGGGCUUCAGAUUGCAGAAGCCUUGGGAUAUCUUCACACUUUAGGCAUUGCGCAUGGAGAUUGCUACACGUCCAACAUUCUCUCCCAGCUUCUCCCUUUUGAUAAAUGGUCCGAAGAAGAGCUCUAUGCUUGCAUGGGGCAACCCAUUAGACACCAAGUACAUCGAUUGGAUGGGCGACCGAAGGGGGACAACGCUCCGGAUUACACGGUCGACCCCGGCGAUGUAGUAGCACUGGAAGCCCGUCUGCCUACAGAUCGGAUCGUUCUAAUCGACUUUGGAGCGGCGUUCUAUCAUCACGAACGAAUCACCGAGAUUUUCACGCCAGCUCCCUUCGCAUCACCCGAAAUCUUGUUCAGUGGCGAACUCACAUCCUCUGUCGAUAAAUGGGCAUUUGGGUGUCUGCUGUACGAGCUCUGUGCCGACCGCAGUCUUAUAAAGCUGUUAUUUGGAUGGAACAACGAUGCGCUUAAAGACCAGGUAUCUAUGCUUGGGAAGCCAUCUGAGGCUCUCUGGCAAAAUUGGAAGGGCAAAGAGAAGUAUUUCCAUCCUGAUGGAACUCCAAAAGAGGCCGAAGGCAGGCGAUUGAAGGUCGAGCCGCUCUCCCUGGAGCAACGUGUACGAAACCUAGAGAAGCCCCUGAGCGAGCGAAGUCAUGGAACAGACAUUGCGACACCGCUCCCACCGGAUCUCCAGAACUUAUAUGACCUUCUCAAGGGGAUCAUAAUCUACGACGCAGGCGCUCGCCUCUCUUUUGAAGCAAUACAAGCCCACCCGUUCUUCUCGGGCGUAGAUAUUCCAAAAGUUUAACUAGUUCUAUGGCUGAGAACCAUAGUCAACGGAUCACUCUAAUAUCAAUGUAAUCAGAACUUGAGGUCCGGUAUGCUUGCCAAGAGUUGGUGCUUCACUUGGGCAUUGAUUUGACCCUGAAAAUCCACACCAGAGCCUCAAUCUUUCACUUGCAUUUUAUCCCAAAUAUAACUGGU